This is a messenger RNA of Aspergillus calidoustus, 1632 nucleotides long. The record is from the annotation of a GenBank genome assembly. Lineage: Eukaryota; Fungi; Ascomycota; Eurotiomycetes; Eurotiales; Aspergillaceae.
AUGAUGCUUAUAAAUCGACGUCACCUGACCCUGUACGAGGGCCCAACCCGGAUUAAAUCCAGAGGAGCCCCUGGUUCCCUUUUUUCAGCCGUAAGCACUUUGUUCUCGAGUAUGAUUCCCCUCUAUCCAAAAGCCGAGGAGCGCCUCGUCAAGAUCUCAGAGCCGGGACUGCGAAAGUCGCGAUUUGCUGUGCUUCGGACUGCGGCCGUCUUUGGAAUUUUCUUGACCGUGCUCUUUCUUGUUCUUUUCUCCUACAUUCUCGGCUCGUUGUAUCAGCUGGGAGGACACCUUCACAACUUGAAUGUUGCGUUUGUCGACUACGACGGGGGCGUGGUUGGCGAAGCUGUGCGCCAGGCGUACGACGGACUCCGCGCCGACACCUUCUUCACCCUGACCGAAAAGUCGUCCUCGCAGUUUUCUCAGCCCGGAGACCUGCGCUCGUCCGUCUGCGACAUUGAGUACUGGGGGGCCCUUUACAUUGCUCCUGGUGCAUCGGAUCGCCUGGCCGCUGCCCUGAGCGAUGCCGACGCAGCCUCAUCCUACAAUACGAGCGACGUCCUCACCUGGGUCUGGAAUCAAGCGCGAUACCCGACUACCAUUGACUCGCUUAACCAGCAGGUCCGAACCCUGUCGGAGGCCGCCCGAAUCGCCUAUGUGCAGCUCAACGGUACCGGUGCCAUGCAGUCCCUCGACACAUCCAGCCCCGCUGCUGUAUCCGCCUACUCGAACCCGUGGGAGCUCGUCUCGGUCAACAUCCAGCCCACCUCGCAGGGAUCCCGCCUCAUCUACAACACCCUAGUAAUCAUCCUCCUCAUGAACCAGGGCUUCUUCUUCCUCGGCACGGUCAACGGCCUGUACGCCCAAUUCAAACUCUUCGGCCGCGUCAAACCCCUCCGCAUGAUCCUCUUCCGCUUCGCCAUCUCCGGCCUCUACACCCUCGCCGGCUCUAUGUGUGCCAUUGGCGCCGUCUGGGCGUUCCGCGCCGGCUGGGACGUCAAUGGCUACCAAUGGGUUCUGUCCUGGUUAACGCUGUGGCUCUUCGCGCAUCUCAACUUCCUCACGCUCGAUGUCGUCGCUGUCUGGAUACCCGCGCCCUACGUCCCCAUGGCUCUGAUCACAUGGGUCGUCACAAACGUCGCGUCCACAUUAAUCCCCUUUGAACUGUCCCCGGGAUUCUACAAAUGGGGAUUCGCCCUCCCCGCGCACGCCGUCUACAAUGUCCUAAUACACAUCUGGUCCGGAGGAUGCAACCCACAGCUCAACUACGCGCUUCCCGUCCUCUUCGCCUACGAGAUCGUCAGCGGCGUAAUCAGCGGAAUCGGCGUCUACCGCCGCGCCCACUUCGCCGUCAUCGCGGCCGAAAAGGAGGAAAAGUCAUGGCACGAGAAAGUCGCGAAUGCGGUGGCAAGCUGCACGAGUCGGGAAACGUUGCUCGAGAAGACGGAGGCAACACAAGGAGGAAUGGCGCCUGUCAAUGGUGAUUACGAGGCUCGGGUGGCGUCGAGUGGGAAGGGGAUGCCCGAUCGCGAGGAGCUUACAGGGAAGCUUUGCGCUGCGACGACGCAGAUGACGCUUGACAAGGCGAGGGAGCGGCCGAGGGAGUCGAUGGGGAUGACGUUCAGUUUGAGGUAG